AUGGAACCAACUGCACCCAUGGAGGCUACAUAUGAUCACAUACCUAGAGAUAAUUAUCAAAUUCAACCAAGAGAUUAUUUUUUUCCUACGGUUAAAUUUGCCACAGCCUUAAAUGGUUAUAGAUUUCCAAUGCACAUUAGAAUUGUUGGAAAAUGUCCAGAAAAAGGAGAUCGUUUUGAAGUUAAUUUUGUAACUAACAAAGAUGUUGCUUUUCACUUUAACCCAAGAUUUAAAGAAAAAGUUGUUGUAAGAAAUAAUACUGUUGAUGGUAAAUGGCAACAUGAAGAAAGAACACCUAAAGGUAAUCCAUUCAAAAAGGAGAAAGUUUUUAUACUUGACUUUUAUGCUCAGCAAACUCAUGUUAUUGCAAAAUUGGAUGAUGUUGAAGUUGCAUCUUUUGCUUUUAGAACUUCAUCAAACUCUAUUGUUGGUUUGGAAAUUCAAGGAGAAAUCGAAUUGUAUUUAGUUACAAUUUCAAAUAUCUAG
Molecule: messenger RNA, 486 nt
Organism: Strongyloides ratti
Lineage: Eukaryota; Metazoa; Nematoda; Chromadorea; Rhabditida; Strongyloididae
Product: Galectin, carbohydrate recognition domain and Concanavalin A-like lectin/glucanases superfamily domain and Concanavalin A-like lectin/glucanase, subgroup domain-containing protein
Exons: 2
Coding region: 1-486 (161 amino acids)
Molecular function (GO): carbohydrate binding; galactoside binding
Source: RefSeq, a predicted model, not a curated record